GUUUCUCUAACCUAAAUUACUUGUUACCUGCAAAACAAAUCUUGUCUACUACAACUUCUCUCGCGCCAUACACGACGCAACUGGUCAACUACUACAUUCGCUUCCGGAGUCUUUAUGUUUUCUACAUAACACAAAAAAGAGAACUAAAUUAUUUCACACCAUCUUUUUUCCUUCUAUUUUCCUACACGAUCCCUGUCGUGCAAGGUGAGAAGUGCUUCGACUCCUGGCCCACCAAACAUGUCGCAAUACUACGGCGCGCCUCCUCCAAACCAGUUUGUCGGUGGUGCAGCAGCAGCGCAAAAUCUUCAGUUUUACCCUUCUUCAUAUUCGCCAGGCGUUCCGGGCCAAGCAACCGCGGCGCAAUCAUAUGGAUACGGCGCCCCUACACCUGGACCUAGUGGAUAUGGCGGUUUCGGUGCCGCGCCGGGCGUGAGCGGAAGGAUGGGUGAGCAGGGCGGCUUACGAACAGGUUGGCUAGCUGCCUUCUCGACGGAAGGAUACGAUGGAGAGCCGCCUUUACUAGAAGAGCUAGGUGUCAACUUUGAUCACAUACAGAUGAAGACCUUAGCAGUCCUCAACCCCUUCGGACGUAUAGAUCAACACAUCAUGGACGAUUCAGACCUCGGCGGCCCUAUCCUCUUCUUCCUUCUAUUCGGCACGUUUUUACUCUUCAGCGGCAAGGUGCAUUUUGGAUAUAUUUACGGACUAGCGCUGAUGGGAUCAGUCGCGCUACACACAAUUCUAUCCCUCAUGUCUCCCGAUGACGCUAGUUCUACUUCGUCUGCGGUACCGGCAUACUCAGCUACCCCAGGCUAUCCGGGCGAUCCCAGCGCGGGCGGCAGAGAUGAUAACAAGGUACAUUCGAGCAACAACCUAACAUUCGCAAGGAGCGCGAGCGUUCUUGGAUAUUGUCUACUUCCACUAGUCAUGACGAGUUUGGUUGGCAUUGUUGUGCCAAUGGAUGGACCGCUCGGCUAUAUCUUGACAAGUGCGGCUAUCGUGUGGUGCACAACAAGCGCGAGCGGCAUGUUCUGCGCUGUGGGACGGAUGAUGCAGAUGAGGGCUCUGGUGGCGUACCCGCUAAUGUUGUUUUAUGUCGGCUUUGGUCUUAUGAGCAUUUUCAGCAGCAGAGGAUCUGGUAGCCUGGGCAAAGCGGCAGGCGUGUCAUGAAUUGCUAGUCGGAUCGUUGAACAUACUGAACACUUAGUCUGUCGAAAGCCGAUGAUAGCAGAGGGAAGUAUCCACAGUCUGGUUCGACUGCGACGAGAGAUUUUGCCCUACAUCAAAUAGGCCGACAAACUUAGAGAACUCUGGGUGGCUUGUUAUUCCCCUAUGGGAGUUAGGAGAAGUCCUAGGGAAGGGCGUUGUAAAAGGUUUAGCGGACGGUGUUGAUAUUAAUCGGAAUUAAUGUCCCGUCAUCCAUUAAGCAUAAAGGUGUAUAGCAGUGAAUGAAUAAUAUGAUGAAAGACUUAACAAA
This is a messenger RNA of Annulohypoxylon truncatum, 1477 nucleotides long. Its product is annotated as Yip1-domain-containing protein. The record is from RefSeq and is a predicted model, not a curated record. The transcript is spliced from 2 exons. Gene Ontology annotation, cellular component: trans-Golgi network. NCBI's taxonomy places the organism in Eukaryota, Fungi, Ascomycota, Sordariomycetes, Xylariales, Hypoxylaceae. Gene Ontology annotation, biological process: endoplasmic reticulum to Golgi vesicle-mediated transport; vesicle fusion with Golgi apparatus. Bases 238 to 1170 code for a protein of 310 amino acids.